GCGCGAGGAGGGCGGCUGCCUCUGGAGUAGGCCGGGAGAAGAGAAAAGGCGGCGGCCCGGCUGGGGAAGAGGGGCGGAGGAGGCGGUUCGGACGGCUGUGUGGGGGCACAGAGCGUCGCCGGGACAGAGCGGAGCAGCUGGGCACGGCGUCCAGGGCAUCUAGGGCCUGGGCCGCGGUUCGGCCGCGCCGGCCGAGCUGGACUGGCCAUUAUGGAGGAGGAGCUGCAGCAUUCCCAUUGUGUGAAUUGUGUCAGUAGACGGUGCAUGACCAGGCCAGAGCCAGGGAUUUCCUGUGAUUUGAUUGGUUGUCCAUUGGUUUGUGGUGCAGUUUUCCAUUUUUGUAAAGCUGAUGAGCAUCGACUUUUAUGUCCAUUUGAACGAGUGCCUUGCUUAAAUAGUGACUUUGGAUGUCCAUUUACCAUGGCUCGAAAUAAAGUUGCUGAACAUCUAGAAAUGUGUCCUGCAAGUGUGGUGUGCUGUACUAUGGAAUGGAAUCGAUGGCCAGUUAGUUAUGCAGACCGGAAAUCAUAUGAAAAUCUAAGCAGAGAUGUCGAUGAAGUGGCACAAUUGGAUAUGGCCUUGGCUCUUCAAGACCAAAGAAUGCUCUUAGAAUCCCUCAAAGUAGCCACCAUGAUGUCAAAAGCAACUGAUAAAGUAUCCAAACCUAGAGAACAAAUCUCAGUUAAAUCAAGUGUCCCAGAAAUACCACAUACUAAUGGUUUGGUGUCUGUUGAUGAAGAAUCUUAUGGUGCACUUUAUCAAGCUACUGUAGAAACAACCAGAAGUUUGGCUGCUGCUUUGGAUAUCCUGAAUACUGCUACAAGAGACAUUGGCAUGUUAAAUACAAGUGUCCCAAAUGACAUGGAUGAACAGCAAAAUGCGAGAGAAAGCUUAGAGGAUCAAAACUUGAAAGACCAAGAUCAUCUUUAUGAGGAGGAGAUAGGAGCAGUAGGUGGAAUUGACUACAAUGACACAAAUCAGAAUGCCCAGUCUGAACAAAAUGGUUCAAGUGAUUUAUUAUGUGACUUGAAUACAAGUUCUUAUGACACUUCUGCUCUUUGUAAUGGCUUUCCUUUGGAAAAUAUAUGUACCCAGGUCACAGACCAGAAUCAGAAUUUACAUGGUGAUUCAAAACAAAGUAACUUAGCAAAUGGAGACUGUGUGGCAUCAUCAGAUGGCACUUCAAAACCUUCCAGCUCACUUGUGGUGGCAGCACAACUUAGGGAAAUAAUACCAUCCAGUGCUUUGCCUAAUGGCACAGUUCAGCAUAUCCUCAUGCCAGAUGAUGAGGAUGAAGGUGAAUUGUGUUGGAAAAAAGUAGACUUAGGGGACUUGAAGAAUGUGGAUGUCUUAUCUUUCAGUCAUGCUCCUUCAUUCACUUUUCUUUCUAAUUCAUGUUGGUCUAAACCAAAGGAAGAUAAAGCAGUAGAUACAUCAGAUUUGGAAGUUGCAGAAGAUCCCAUGGGCCUCCAAGGAAUAGAUCUGAUCACAGCAGCAUUGCUUUUUUGUCUAGGAGAUUCUCCAGGAGGGAGGGGUAUAUCUGAUAGCCGCAUGGCUGAUAUUUAUCACAUUGACGUUGGGACUCAGACUUUUUCACUUCCAUCUGCAAUAUUAGCUACAAGUACAAUGGUUGGGGAGAUAGCUUCAGCUUCAGCUUGUGAUCAUGCCAAUCCACAGCUUUCAAAUCCAAGUCCAUUUCAGACACUUGGGCUGGAUUUAGUAUUGGAAUGUGUCGCUAGGUACCAACCCAAGCAGCGUUCAAUGUUUACCUUUGUGUGUGGACAGUUAUUUAGAAGGAAAGAAUUUUCUUCCCAUUUUAAGAAUGUGCAUGGUGACAUUCAUGCUGGACUCAAUGGCUGGAUGGAACAGAGGUGCCCUUUAGCUUACUAUGGUUGUACCUAUUCUCAGCGUAGAUUUUGUCCAUCAAUACAAGGAGCGAAGAUUAUACAUGACCGCCAUUUGAGGUCAUUUGGAGUUCAGCCAUGUGUAUCUACAGUAUUAGUGGAGCCUGCUAGAAACUGUGUGUUGGGAUUGCAUAAUGACCAUCUAAGUAGUCUUCCUUUUGAGGUUCUGCAGCAUAUUGCAGGCUUUCUCGAUGGCUUCAGCUUGUGCCAGCUCUCAUGUGUAUCCAAGUUAAUGAGGGAUGUGUGUGGCAGCCUGCUUCAGUCUCGUGGCAUGGUCAUACUGCAGUGGGGGAAAAGGAAGUAUCCAGAAGGAAAUUCAUCAUGGCAGAUAAAAGAAAAGGUAUGGCGAUUUAGUACUGCAUUUUGUUCUGUUAAUGAAUGGAAAUUUGCUGACAUCCUAAGCAUGGCAGACCACUUGAAGAAAUGCAGUUACAAUGUUGUCGAGAAACGGGAGGAAGCAAUCCCUUUGCCAUGUAUGUGUGUGACACGAGAACUCACUAAAGAAGGACGUUCACUACGCUCAGUUUUAAAACCUGUACUUUAAAAGUUGUAAUUUUACUUGCACAUAUAUGCAAGCACCUAGUAUAAUUUCUUUGUAAUAUGUGAAACUUUUAUUAAUGUAUUAAAUAUUACAACUAGCUAAAUUUAUUGUCACUGUGUAUAUAAUGUUUUGAAGUGACAUCUAUUUUUAUAAAGUACUGUUUAGUUGGAAAAAGUUGCCUUAAUGUUUGAAAUGUGUGAAAUUCUUGGAACUUGCUGGACAGGGUGAUUUAAUUUUUAGCUACAUAAUUUUAAGAAUUAGUAUUUUCAGUGGUGUGCAUAUUUUGGUUCAUAAAUUUUUGCUUCUUAAACUAAAAAAAUCCUGACCAAUUUAUUUGUUGUUUUCUGUGGGUUGCAACCCAUGCAAUCAAAAAGCAAAACUUUGAUUCAGAUUUUUUACAGCAUAGGUUUUUCAUAUAAAAAUAUUCUGAAUUUGUUAAGCACUGCCAUAAAAUCAUUAUAAUGUUUUUGUUUUUUAGUGCUUCCCUAUACACUUAUUAAUGCACAAAUGAUCUCUAAUAUAUACUUACAUACGUAAAAUCAUAAAGUUUGGUAAUGCAGUUUAUCAUGUUUUAAAAAUAAUCCACAAAGAUGUUUUUAUCUCAUAUGCUUACAACUCAACACACAGAGUGACCAUGUGCAGCUUUCUUUUUUGUUAGAUGCCACAUCCAAAGACUGAUCACAAUGUACUAUAUGACAGGACAAAGCAAAAACAAACAAACAAAAAGCAAGCCUGUGAAUAUAAUUUAAUUUGAAACAGCUCCUGAUAUUACAUAUUUGCUAGUUAUCUAAUGUUUUAAAAGAAAAUAUACCUCAUUUUAAGUUUGAAUUGGGCGUAUUGUAUAAAUUUCAAAUAUUCAGAAUGCAAAGGGCUUGACUAUUAAAUGUUUGCCUUUUGAUGUUUAUAAACAUUACAAGUAUGUUGUUUUAAGACAUUUAAAAACGUGAAAUUUGUUAUCUUUGUAAAAUGACAAUAAUGUAGAAACCUGUCUUGGUUGACAAUCUCUUUGAAACAUUUCCAAGUUAAUUUCCCAUAGGCUUCACCACCAAGAAAGUAAGAAUUGCAUCUUUGCAUAAUGAUCAAGGUAUAAUGGAAAAAUAUACCUAUUCUUGAAGUAGUUUAUUAUAGUUUUCAAAUUGAUUUAUACCAUUAUUAACCUGAUGUGGUCUGCUUAAAAAAUGAAUAUAUCAGUAUUUAGAAAUAAAUUGCAAAGGUGGGGAUAUAUACUUAAAUAAUUUGUCCUAAGUAAAUUAGCAUUUGGUAGUCUGAAAUGGUGACAGAUUACUUGUUAAAAUUGUGAAAACUCUGUUGUGUCCUCCCUUCCUACAUUUGUCCCUGAGAGUACUCCACGAUUACUAGGUUCUUGAUUCCCUUAUAUGGCAAUCAGGCAGAGGCGUUCCUUGGGCAUUAGAGAGUUCUGAAGCUUAAGAUUUGUUUUGGUUGGAUCAAGUCCUUAGUACAGUUGAAAAAUAGAGCAUUAAAGACUAAUCAAUUGUUUUGCCUCACCAGUCAUUUUAAAUAGUAGAAUACUUAUUUCUCAGUGCUUAAAAUUUUUUUUUCAACUGUGAGAUUGAAUAAACAGUUUCUAUUUCUGUGAAAAAAACAGAAAAAAGAUAUUAAAUACCAUAAAAUGUAACUCUGCCUUUUAAAGUUUUGCUGAAGAAUGUGUCUGUGGUUAGGAUAGUACAAGCAUUAACUUUUGUUUUAUAGUUAUGCUUUUUAAAAUUCAUUGUUUUUAAAUUUAGACUUCUUAUUUCCACACUGGAUUAUGAGAUAUUUAUCAAUUUUUCCACCUUAUAUUUCUUUUACACAUUUUGCUGUUCUCUUUUUUGUUAUUGUUAUGCCACCCAUACCAUUUUGUUAAAAUGUUUUCUUUGUGAAACAUUUGUUCAAGUUCUAAUAAAAUUAAUGUUUUCCCUUAACAUGGCUCAAUAACUUAAAAACAUUCAUUUAAAUAAAAUUUUAAUACUUAAAGUUUGACAAA
Nomascus leucogenys (northern white-cheeked gibbon) is the source of this 4429-nucleotide messenger RNA. RefSeq names its product F-box protein 30 (gene FBXO30). Lineage: Eukaryota; Metazoa; Chordata; Mammalia; Primates; Hylobatidae. The record is from RefSeq and is a predicted model, not a curated record. Gene Ontology annotation, molecular function: zinc ion binding; protein binding; ubiquitin protein ligase activity.